Staurois parvus is the source of this 2162-nucleotide messenger RNA. NCBI's taxonomy places the organism in Eukaryota, Metazoa, Chordata, Amphibia, Anura, Ranidae. The record is from the annotation of a GenBank genome assembly.
UUUCAGUCUCUCGAGGAUGGUGAUGGCUUCCCGGACCUCGAGGAAGAUGAGGAAAUUGACCAAUUCAAUGAUGAUACGUUUGGAGCAGGAGCGAUUGAUGAUGAUUGGCGGGAGGAGCAUGAUCGACUGGCAGAGAUGGAGGAGAAGCAUGCAGACUCUCACCUUUUGGCCAGAAGCUCCCCCCGCAUCACAGAUCCACUGGGGGAUCAGCAGGAGGAACUGGAGCACAGCCUGAGCCAGCUGGUGAGAGAGAUUGAAGAGCCAGCACUGCCAAGAGGGUCACGUACCCAGCUUUCUUCUCGGAUAAACUCCAGUAUAUGGGAUCCCGACUUGAGGCCGAUCAGAGGGCCUUUGCUCACAGAGGAUAUGGGUCCGCUGUCAUUACUACAUGAGUAUGGCUUAGGUCCCAUGCCUCCACCUGGCCGCGAUGACUCAGAACAAGAUGCAUCAGAAAGAGCUUUGCCCCGUCGCUCUACUUCUCCAGUUAUUGGAAGCCCCCCUGUGCGAGCUGUUCCCAUUGGCACUCCACCAAAACAUGUUGGCCCUAUAUUCACUCAGCAGGUUUUGUGCCCAAAUCCUAUCCACAUUCGAGCUGCCUCAUCCCCAUUCAACAGCCAUCCGAAUAACCCGGCAGCGCUUUUGAGACACCCGUUCUCUUCUGCCCUCACCCCACUUCAGCGGGCACAGCUCCUGGGAGGAGCACAGGCAGCCGCAGGCCGGAUGUCACCCAGCCAGUUUGCCCGUACUGCUGGCCUCCAUGCACCUGCUAUGGCUGGUGUUACCCCCAAGCUUCUACAGGGUCAUGUGGGUCCAAUGGUGGCACCAGGAGCUGGAGGGUUUCGGCCUUUCUUUGGUGUAUCUCCCGCAGCUGCACCGGGAGCUCAUCUCAAAAAUCUAAGGUCUUCACAGCAACAACCGCAGCGGCAGCCACUUCCAUUCCUCCCAGACACGACUCAUCUUCAUCCGCAGCACAGGCGCCUGCUUUAUCAGCGCCAGCAAAACCGCAAUCAGCAUCGAGGAAUGAAUGGCACUGGAGGGGACCGUUCUUCCCGCCCCCAACUUACAGAACCUCAUCGGCGGGACCCCUAUGCUGGUCUGAUGCUUCAGCGAGAAAAGGAGUGGGUGUGUCGUAUCCAGCUUCUCCAACUGCAGAGUACAGACCCCUAUCAUGAUGACUUCUACUACCAGAAUUACUUUGAGAAGUUAGAUAAGCUGUCUGCCAGCCAAGACAGUCUGAGUGAGGGCCCUAAAAAAAGAGAGGACGAAGCUGAUCACACCACAAGUGGCCAAACUGGAGCACACCUACAAGCCAGUACAGUUUGAAGGCUCUCUUGGGAAGCUGACCGUCUCUAGCGUGAACAACCCUCGGAAGAUGAUUGAUGCCGUAGCUACACAUCGUUCUGAUGAAGAGGAAACCCGGGAGAAACAAGUGAGAGACAAGAGACGGCAGACCUUAGUAGUAAUUGAGAAGGCUUUCUCUGUCUUGUUGGAGUUGGAAGACUUUGAGCGACGUUUUUCAUUGUGCUGUGAAGAAGAGGAGAGAGAGGUGCUGACUGAGGAACGCAGGCACAAGCUGCAGCAGCUCUGUGACAUCUUACAGGGGAAGGAAGGAAUUGAGCGAGCAGCCGAGGAGCAGUUUGUCCAGAUCAUGUGUAUUAGAAAGGGGAAGCGACUGGUGUCUCGGAUCAUCCGCUUGUUGCCUCUUCAGCUAAGUGUAGCUUUACUGUCCACCACUGCGCACAGCUUGCCUUUCCUUAUCAAGAAGGAUUAUCAAGAUCAGAUACUUCCCUGUCUGGUCAGCUCCUGUGCCCAUGUGAUUAGCCAACUGUCUGCUCUUGCUCUCACUUCCCUUUUACAGAGUGUGUGUGGCUCUGGAAUUGCUUCCCCCCAGCAGCAGUUGUUAUCUGUUUUACAGAACAAGUUUGGACUGACAUUAGUGUGCCAGAUUCUGGGGAGAGCUGAAGAGCUGUUGAGUUCUGAAAAUUCCACAACACUGAAUCAGUCACUCUGGACACCUUUGGUUGCACAAGUCGCUCACUUCCUGCUGCAGAUCCAAGCCACCUCCCUGGCCCAGCCUCUCUGCUCUCCAGUCACUGCUCUGCUUCACUUCUCACGGUACCUCGACGAUCAGACUUUCGGACAACUACAGUCUAAGCUUAGGU